CACUGGCAGUGCUUACGCUGCUUUCCAUAUCACUAACUGGGAGCACAAUAAAUAGCGUUUGGCUCACUGUGAGGCUCCAGAAAUGAGUGUGUGCAGAGCCUUCGGUUAGCGGUUCCCCUCCUGAGCAGAGGGGGUGUCACCUGCUGGAUACCUCUGCCUUUCUCUCUUGCCUUCGCUGCCAGGUCUGCUGGGGCCGAGUCAAGUGGUGCUGCCCAACUUCUCACCAGCCUUGCAGGUAGAGGAGAAUCUGUAGCAAAUUGGGCAAAAGAAAGGAAGGGACAAGUUUUCUUUCCCAGUCCAUGGAAAAAUAAUCUCUUGGGUUAUCAUCUGGAGACUGUGGAAAGUGCAAACAUGAGCAACGAGAGACCUGUGACCCCUGGCUCAUCUACACUGGCUGAGGGCGUGAAGAGAAAGAGGGGAAGACCAAAGAAGCAGCCACAGGAGGAGGCUGUGGGACCAUUGCCAGUGAAGAAACCACGAGGAAGGCCAAAAGGAAGCAAGAAAGUGACAACCGUAUCUGGAGAGAUGGUAGAACCUUCUGCUGGGAAAAGGCCAAGAGGGAGGCCCCGCAAGUGGCCUCAACUAGCCCAAGAAGCAGCAUUUCAGGAAGGAAAUCCUCCGGGAAGCAGCGAAUUGAAUUUGAAGUCGGUACCAGCCGCACAAGGCAUCACUGGAAAAGAUGGUUCCAGGCCUGGCAAAACUACUGAUCUCAGGAGAUCUCUGAGUAACAUCCCUGCCCCAGCGCAGUAGCAUGCCUCCUGUUCAUCUCUUGUGGAAACCAGAGGACUGGAAGGCAAACAGAACUUUUAAUGUCAUAUUUCACAUUCUGCUGUUGUGAUAAAUUUGGCCAAGCUUUCUCUCCUACUGUCUGCUGGCUUACCCCAAACAUCCGAACAGUGACUUGGGGGAAGCAAUGGUAAACACCUUGUUGGGGAGAUGCUUUCAAUUUGUAGUAUGUAUUUUGUGAGGAUAUGAAUCUUGCUUAAAAAUCCUUGGAUAAUGUGGUGCCUUGCCCUGCUAUAGGCAGCAGCAGUUCAACAGAAAGGUCAGCUCAGCAAUGCAGAUACAGUGAAAGAAACCUAUUUACACAGCUAAUUGCUGAGCGUGUAUAUAAUAGUGCUCCCUCUGGCACACUGAUGGAGCAGUCCCAAGAGUUAAGUUUUGCUCAGUUGCCCAUAGGGAUUGCAUCUGAAACACAGUCUUCAAGUCCUUUUUGGCUAUAUGAGAAAUAAAAGCCUUCAUGACAUUUCCAGGUUAACCACUGCUGUUGCUCCAGUGGUCAAUAACUUGGACACUUUAGAGGAAAGCUCUCACCUUGGUGUCUAGGGGAUUGACUCUGAAAUUCCUAGCCUCGCGUUAUCACCUCAGGGCCGUCUCCUAUAACCAGCUUUUGGCCUGCUGGCACUGCCCUGAAUCCGAGAGCAACUUUGAGUGAACAGUGUUUACAAGCUUAGUCACAGUCACUGGAUUUCGUCACUUCAAAGGAGUGCCUGUAGACUCAGUUACACAAAGGUUGCUUCCUUGCAGAGCCUCAGGAUUCAGUUUAAAUUACUGCUCUGUCUUCAGUUCAUAACGUGCGUGUGUGGGGUCCUCUAGUGUUGCAGCUAUGCAAAUAAAACUUGCUGAUACCGUUUAGUUUUGGGAGACAGCAGUAGCCAGCUGGUCUCGGAUGUGUUGCUGGAUGUUGCUGGUCUCACGUUGUUUGUAGAUUUGUGCUUUCCGUGUCGGAGCUGCUCUGGUUAAACUCUGAGGAACUGGGAGUAUUUCCAAUAUCCAGUUGGAAACGGUGAGAUCUCAGGGAUAUUUUCCAUCCUGUGGAUGCUCUGCCUAUCUAUUAAAGGGACAAAGUGGGUAUUGCAAUUAUCUUUGACAAGAUGUAAAAUGGGCUCGCUUACAGCGUUAAAUAUUUAAGCAGAACAUAAUUGGCUUUAAAUUUAUGGCAGUGCAUAGCAGAAACCCAUGAAACGGCAGUAUCUAUUGAGCUCAUUUAUUAUGCUUUCAUCAGAGGUCUGUUCCCUUAAGCAGGUAUUUAUUUCACACAAGAAAAUGUAUGUAGCAGUAGGAGGAAGGGCUGACUGGAGAAAGAUAGUAGGAAAGAAAAGGUCUUUCUAGGUCCUUCUAGGUCAUCUGCCCAGUUUAGUAGUGAUCAGAAUCCUGAUCCUGUUGGUUCUGUGUGUUGUCUGGUUUGCCCUAACAGUAGUUUCUUGUGUAUGGAGUUUAGUAGAAACUUGUAUGACAGCAACCUUUGUGCGUCCUCCUGCACUACAGAGCAGUGAAAUUGAGGAUUGAAUGGAUUAGAUCACAGGGACUGACCUAUAUCUGAUACUGUAGGAUGAGGCAUGCUGCCAGGCAUGGGCAGAGUUGGA
Molecule: messenger RNA, 2366 nt
Organism: Cuculus canorus (common cuckoo)
Lineage: Eukaryota; Metazoa; Chordata; Aves; Cuculiformes; Cuculidae
Product: high mobility group protein HMGI-C-like
Exons: 6
Coding region: 352-750 (132 amino acids)
Biological process (GO): regulation of DNA-templated transcription
Cellular component (GO): chromatin; nucleus
Molecular function (GO): DNA binding; transcription coregulator activity
Source: RefSeq, a predicted model, not a curated record